Molecule: messenger RNA, 498 nt
Organism: Fusarium poae
Lineage: Eukaryota; Fungi; Ascomycota; Sordariomycetes; Hypocreales; Nectriaceae
Exons: 1
Coding region: 1-498 (165 amino acids)
Source: RefSeq, a predicted model, not a curated record
AUGCCUUCUACAAAGACUAUCGCUGUCGCCGUCGCGGCUCUGGCUGCCUCGGGCGUUGGUGCAAGCAACUGCAAACCCUCUGCCACAACCUCGACGGAGAUCCCUGCAACUACAACAUCCGCCUGCGACAAUUACGAACUAAAACCCGAAUCCGAAAUCGAAACAGAAGAACUCAACUGCGAUGCCCGCGGAGCCUUCAAAGAGGGCGACAGUUAUACUGUCCCAAGUUGGACGGUGUUUGAUUGCGCACAGGCUUGUUUCGAAUAUGAACAGUUUGCGUGCGAAUUGAUCAACUUCACGCCUGGGGAGGAACCAGGAAUACAGGGCUCUUGUACUUUUUAUCCAGACAACGAGGUUACUCCCGUGUCGAGGGGAGGAAUAUCUGGUUAUUACGAUAAGAGAUGCUUCACAUGUAAUACUCGUGGAGGUAGAGGCGGUAGAGGCGGUAGAGGGGGAUCUCGAGGAGACAGUCGGAGGAGUUACAGAGGACGUGUUUGA